Molecule: messenger RNA, 2204 nt
Organism: Drosophila obscura
Lineage: Eukaryota; Metazoa; Arthropoda; Insecta; Diptera; Drosophilidae
Exons: 8
Coding region: 158-2050 (630 amino acids)
Source: RefSeq, a predicted model, not a curated record
ACCACAUGAAUAUACUUAUAUAUUCAAAUAAAAUAAAAACAUUAAAAAAAAACCCCCACAUAUACACACACACACAGUGAAACACGUAACACAGAGUUGCGUUCCAUUAAAAAGAGUUCCGAAUCCGAUUUGGCAGUAGAGAGCGAGGGGAGCAGCGAUGAAGCGAGCACGCAAUGACACGGACGUGAACAUGAAGAAGAAGUCGAUACGUUCCCGGUUCAAAAAACUGGUGCGUGCGGUGAUUAUGAACCAGCAUUGGCUGAUCGAUGCCGAGGAUCAGGGCAUCUCGAUGAACGUCAAGAAGAACGUGGCUUUGCUGGUGCGGCAGAAGAAGAAGCGGGGCAUGAUCACCGUAGCGGAGAAGGCGCUGUUGCGCACACUCCCUUGGGCGCGUACCAUCGAGGAUCGAAAAAAACUGUGCAUGGUCUUAGCCGGACUAGCAUGCUUCGCCAAGAUCCCUCCGAAAAUCAGGGCUCGCAUGGUGCCGGUAAUUAAGUUAUUGUCCAUUAAUGAGUCACGAGUUCUAAUCAAAGAGGGGGACUCGCCCAUUACCGUGUAUUUCAUACUGAACGGCGAGGUCGAAAUGAAAAAAUCCGAAUACAAUAAGGUCACAAAAGAAAUCACUGAAGUAUCCAUUGCCAUAUUCGGUCCGGGCGACUGUAUCGGAGAGGUGGAAAUGGUUGAGGAUUGCCCCAGAAUGAACACAUUCACGACACUGUCAAAUUGUGAGAUAUUGGCCAUAUACGAUAACGAUUACAAUCGAAUUCUGAAGCCGUUCAUGGAGAAGCAAUGGAACGAAAAGAGGCUAGCAUUGCGAGCCUUUGACUACUUUAAUUUUCUGGAUGAGGAUCAGAUACGACGUGCCUGUAUGUUCGGCUCUGUGGUGCAGUAUGAUCCUCUGGAGACGAUCUAUGUCGAGGACAAGGGCUCCUUGAGUAUGGUGCAUUUUAUUUUGAGCGGCGAAUGCGUCAUCCUACAAUGCCUAAACAUCAGGAUCGGUAACCGCAAGGGCAAGACUGUUAUUGAUCUGACCGAUAUCGAAAAGGAUAACGAGUCUAAGUCAAUGUUUCACGAAUCAAAGAACUCGUCCUACGCUCCGGAAUACUCGUAUUUGGAUAUUCAGAAUUUGUUGGCCUCAACCUCGUCGGAGGAGGCCGAGUCGAAGGGCCUAAAGAAACAAGCGAUGCGCAAAAUGGGCCUGAAAGAAAUCGAAGCAUAUUGUGGCAUGGGUCAGGCCAGUUUCCUUCAGAAGCACUCACAUCGAAAGAAAACCAUAAUGCAGGCGAAAAGAUUAACACAUAAAACACCAAGGCACACCAGGAAUACCAGGAAAACCGGUACUACCGAGGAGGAGAUUGAGGAUGACGAAGAGGAGGAGGAACUGUUUGAUUAUGAGGAUUUUUUUGAAUAUUUCAGCGAGGAGGUAUCCGCUGAAACAGACUCCGAUGCCAUUGAGUCCUCGAGCUCGGGCUCGAAGCGAAAAACACUCGUCUCCCAAACGUCAUCGAAGCGCGCAACGAUCUCACAAUCGUCAAUCAAGCGUCGAACACUUCAAUCCGCAACUCAAUCCUCGAAACGUUUAGGCACAAUCUCAUCCGAAAUAUUUACGGCCAGCCCCUCCGCCCGAACCAUAUUGAGCGAACUUGGUUCGGAUGCGACACUUCUCUCUACGUUGCACGAUCCGAUUAAGACCCAUUUUAUAGACGUGGGCUCGCUCACAUUCGGCAGCAUCUUUGGCCUGGGCGAAAAGAUGGAGCACCGUGUGAUAAUGGCCCGUACUGUGGUCCAGUGCCUGGUCCUGCCGCGCUUCUGGCUGCUGGAGGAUGAACAGAAUCCGGGCAAUAUCUGGCAGCGUCGCCGCUUCUACUUUGAGUGCAGUGUGCCCUCGCGGCAGGCCCUGUUCGAGGACUACCUGAAGACACGGCGCUGGGACAAGUUCCGACGUGCCUACAUCCAGAGCACUCUGGACCCCAACUCGAAAAGCAAUAUGACACAGGAGGAGGACAUACCCAUUAUAUGUCGCAUUGUGGAGACCAGCGAUGAUACAUAAGUGCUCGGCUCGGCUCUGCUCUGCUCUGCUCGGCAUCCUCCCACGCAGGCAAGGCAAUGAAUGCAUUUACCAUUCUCUCCAUUCUCCAAAUUCUCCGUUUUAUACCCAUGUAAAAUAAUGUAAUACUCAUAUAAAGCAGCCUCGUAUAUGUAUU